UUUCAUAUAACAAACUGCACCCAAGAGCAAUCGUAUAAAAUACUGGAACUGGUAGAACAACAGCAUCAGUUCAACGCAAACUACCACACAGUAAACAAUAUGCAGUUCCUCAAAGUUGUCGCCAUCUUCGUGUUCGGUCUCUUGGCUCUGGCCAGUGCUUCCCCUGUGGCCGAUCCUGGAAAUGUGGUCAUUAAUGGAGACUGCAAGUGGUGCAAUGUGCGAGCAUAAAUAUUCAACCAUGGAGCUCACCUCUACACAUCGCAGCCAGCAAAUAAUUAUGAUAGCUUUUAAUAAAAUGACUUAAAUUAUAAUAAUAAAAUUCCAAAAACAAUUUAUUUAUAACAUA
Molecule: messenger RNA, 346 nt
Organism: Scaptodrosophila lebanonensis
Lineage: Eukaryota; Metazoa; Arthropoda; Insecta; Diptera; Drosophilidae
Product: immune-induced peptide 2-like
Exons: 2
Coding region: 100-228 (42 amino acids)
Biological process (GO): defense response
Source: RefSeq, a predicted model, not a curated record